Mya arenaria is the source of this 2377-nucleotide messenger RNA. Its product is annotated as glutathione hydrolase 1 proenzyme-like. Gene Ontology annotation, biological process: glutathione catabolic process. The record is from RefSeq and is a predicted model, not a curated record. The transcript is spliced from 13 exons. Gene Ontology annotation, molecular function: glutathione gamma-glutamate hydrolase. Bases 153 to 2168 code for a protein of 671 amino acids. Gene Ontology annotation, cellular component: plasma membrane. NCBI's taxonomy places the organism in Eukaryota, Metazoa, Mollusca, Bivalvia, Myida, Myidae.
UAAAAUUUUGAAACGGAUUAAAACUAACGCAUGUUUAUUUGUUUCAAUCAACAACUGGUGUUCUCAGAAUUGCUUUUUUUUUAAAAAGGAAAACAUUGUAAAACACCGACUCGUGUCAACAAGUGAUUUUAUUAAGAAAUGCAGCAACUGCGAUGAUGAAUAAAAUAUCACUAUGUUUAUUCAUAUUUAUGAACUUAACCGUUCUCAGCCGAGAGUCACACGUGAGUUUCAAGCGUAGAGUCAUACCGAUUAACAUCGUAUCUUCCGAUUGCAACAUUCCUGUGGAUGACGUCACGAUCACUUGUCAAACAGGUGCACGCGUGCGGAUGCGCAGUAUGGGGACUGGAAACUACCAGAUCUUGACCAGGAAAUUUCCUUUAAGGCUGCAGCUUUCAAAAUCUGGUUUUAUAACCAAAACGGUUAUUGUAAAGGUCAAGAAUCUGACGGUUCAUCUUUGCCUCGUUGAGCAUUUGGGAGUGACAUCACCGACGGCGUCUCCGCUUUACAACCCGCCGUCCAAUUCCUCAGAAGGGAAGUACCGGUUUGCGGCCGUUGCCGCAGACAACGACGAGUGUUCGAAGAUUGGAAAUCACGUGAUGGAGGUACAGGGUGGAACAGCAAUGGAUGCGGCGGUAGCAGCCGUCUUGUGUUCCAGUGUCCAGAACAUGAUGAGCUGUGGAAUAGGCGGUGGCCACUUUCUAACCUAUUACAACAGAGCUUCCGGGAAGGUGGUGACGGUGAACGCCCGGGAGCAGGCGCCAUCGGGAGCCGACCGUGACAUGUUCACCGCCGAAAAGAACACAUCUUCCGUCACAGGUGGAUUGGCCAUCGGUAUUCCUGGAGAAAUAAAAGGUCUAUAUAAGGCGUGGAAGCUGGGUGGGCGGUUGCCAUGGAAACAACUUCUACAGCCAGCAAUUAAACUUUGUAAAGAGGGAUUUAAAGUUGGAAACGCACUGGAGGCUGCGAUUAGAAGUACCAGCAGAUUCUUUCCCGAUUUUCCGAAUUUACGCGAUCUCCUAACCAACCCAGCAACCAACGGCAUUUAUAAGAAGGGGGAGACGAUGAAGGCCCCUAAACUAGCCCAGACCCUAGAAACUAUAGCGGAAGAGGGAUCGGACGCCUUCUAUAAUGGGAGCCUCUCGGCUAAUAUCGCUGCAGAUAUACAGGACGCAGGUGGCAUCAUAACGGAAGAAGAUCUUGCUAAUUAUACCGUACGGAUAGAAGAGCCGCUCACCUUCCGGUUGGACUCUGGUCACGUGGUCUACUCUCCGCGCCCACCCUCGGGCGGGGCCGUCUACCUAUUCAUCCUUAAUAUCCUCAAUGAGUUCAGAUUUUCUAACGACAGCGUGUCAACUGUGCCGAAAGCAAAGAGAACGUGGCAUCGCAUGGUGGAAUCUUUUAAACAUGCCUACGCGCUGCGCACGCAACUUGGCGACAACCAAGUUGGAACACCCGCAUUUCGAGACUAUGUUGAUGAGCUGGUACGUAACAUGACGGACCCCACUUUCGGAGCGGCGCGACGUGAACGGAUCAGCAACUGUUCGACGUUCGAGGCGGACUAUUACCAACCUAUGUUUUUCAACAUCUGGGAUAACGGAACCUCACAUCUCUCUGUCCUAGGACCGAAUGGGGACGCUGUCUCAAUCACCAGUACCAUCAAUCUCUUUUUUGGUUCCAAAGUGGUCGGAACCCGUACAGGCAUUGUGUUUAACAACGAAAUGGACGAUUUCUCAACGCCCGGCACUAUCAACUCCUUCGGUGUUCCCGCCUCGGAAGCUAACUUCAUAGAACCUUGGAAGCGCCCCCUAUCUUCCAUGACCCCGAGUUUGGUGAUUGACCGCAACGGGGAUGUACAGCUCGUGGUUGGCGCUUCCGGUGGAACGAGGAUUAUUCCUGCUACAGCGUUGGUGACAGUCGCGACUCUUGAUUGGGGUUGGGGUAUCAAAGAGGCGAUAGACUACCCGAGGGUUCAUCACCAGCUUUUCCCUGAAACACUCCAGAUACAGACAGGAUUCCCAGGGGAGGUAAUAGACGGGCUACGGGCAAUGAGACAUAACAUUACAAUGUUGGACAGCGCUUUCAGUGUGGUCCAGGGGAUUCUGAGACGUGGGGACUACAUCACGGCCAACUCUGAUUAUCGGAAAGACGGGGCACCGGAUGGCUAUUAACAACAGUGAUCAUGUUUAAGCAGGCUUAUUGGAUAUACUAUUUUACAGCAGUGAUGAAAGACCACGUUAUAAACUAAGAACAACAAUUAACAACAUAUUUUCUUUAAUGACAGUAACAUCAUCAAGUUGUUUUUACAGCAAUUAUCCUUAAAUUAUUGACGCUCGUAAACACGAUUAUCGAUGGAAAUAAAUGCAAUAUUUAUUGACAG